Fusarium musae is the source of this 1557-nucleotide messenger RNA. RefSeq names its product putative secondary metabolism biosynthetic enzyme. Gene Ontology annotation, molecular function: oxidoreductase activity. The transcript is spliced from 7 exons. The record is from RefSeq and is a predicted model, not a curated record. Lineage: Eukaryota; Fungi; Ascomycota; Sordariomycetes; Hypocreales; Nectriaceae. The coding region runs from base 1 to 1557 and encodes 518 amino acids.
AUGUCUCUUCCGCAAAACUCGACACAGUGGGUAGUCAAGCGAUUCGAUGGCCCGUCCGGGCUUGAGAGGCAGGUGGCGCCUAUCCCUCAGCUUGGGCCCAACGACGUCAUGAUAAAGAUUCACGCUAUUUCCUUGAACUACCACGACGUUGGUACUACUAGGGGCCAUGACGAAGAUUCCUUGAAAGAUGUCGUCCCCGUUUCGGAUGGAUCUGGGGUUAUUAUAGCCAUCGGGUCUAAUGUCCAGAACUUCCAGAUCGGCGACAGAGUCACUACAAUCAUGAACGGAGCACAUCUUGCUGGUCCGAUGAAGCCGCACUACAUGGGCGCGCUUUUGGGAAAAGCGUACCAUGGUGUCCUGCAAGAAUGUGUCGUUAUUCCAGCACAAUACGCAAUUGCUCUCCCACGCAACCUCAGCUUUAUUGAGGGUAGCACGUUGCCGGUGGCGGGGCUGACUGCCUGGAACGCUCUGUUCGGCACCCAAGGGCGCCCUCUACGCCCGGGACAGUGGGUUCUUACGCAGGGUACUGGCGGUGUAAGCACCUUUGCUAUCCUUUUCGCCAAGGCAGCUGGUGCCAAAGUCAUUGCGACCACGUCUUCGGCCGAAAAGGCCAAAAAGCUUCAAGAGAUGGGGGCUGACCAUGUAAUCAACUAUCGCGAAGUUGAGGACUGGGGUGCUCAAGCGCAGGCUCUUACGCCCGGAAAGGAGGGAGUUGACAUCGUGGUCGAAAUCGGAGGCGGAGCGACUCUCAAACAGUCUUUCGUAGCCGUGAAGAUGGACGGACUUAUCUCUGUCGUUGGAGUACGAGCUGGAACUCACCCUAAAGAGCAGCCAGUUCUCAUGGAUAUGUUUUUCAGGUUCUGCACUACACGUAUUGCAUACGUGGGCCCUCGCGUGCAAUUUGAGGAGAUGAAUCGUGCAAUCGAAGCUAACAAUAUUAAGCCAGUGAUUGAUGGGCGGGUUUUUAGCCUUGAAGAGGCCAGAGAUGCUUUCGAAUACUUGGAGAGCAUGAAGCAUUUCGGCAAGGUCUGCAUCGAGGUGGUUAAAAGUGCUUCUUUCGAUACGAUUUACUCGAAGCCAAUCAUACAGGCUACUGGGGUACCUAACUACGACCGACCAUUGAUACUCUAUGCCUACGCGGAGUCCGAAGUUGCCCGCGCCAAUCUGGAGUAUUUUGUUGCUAUAGGCCUACAUAGUGCUGCCGACUUUGUCUUUAUCUUCAAUGGAGAGACCAACGCCGAUUCGCUCAUCCCAGACGCGCCCAACAUCCGUGUCGUACAUCGGAACAACACAUGUUUUGAUCUAGGCGCCUACGGUGAAGUUUUAAGAACAAAUAGUCUCUGGACACACUAUCGUCGCUUCAUUACCAUGAAUGCAAGUAUUCGUGGACCGUUCCUCCCAUACUGGGCUCAAGGCAAGAGUGCCUGUUGGUCAGACCUCUACCUAGACAGGAUCAACGAAAAGGUUAAGCUGGUGGGGAUGUCGGCAAACUGUAUGCCUCGCUUCCACAUCCAGAGCAUGAUCUGGGCAACGGACUCGCACCCUAUCGCCUGCUGA